UGAAAUAACACAGGUCAAUACGCAUGUCUACUUCCGGGUUCGCUGUAAAGAAUGGCGGAAGCUGAAUUCAGAUGCGUCGAGUGUAACGAAAAGGCAACGGAGCUACACCGAGAUUACAGCAACGGGAUCUUGAAGAUCACAUUAUGCGGGUCCUGCCAGAAGCCAGUGGACAAGUACAUCGAAUACGAUCCGGUCAUCAUCCUGAUCGACGCCAUCUUGUGCAAGACGCAGGCCUUCAGGCACAUUUUGUUCAACACGAGCUUGGAUAUCCACUGGAAGCUGUGCGUGUUCUGCCUGCUGUGCGAGGCCUAUCUCAGGUGGUCGCUACGGCGCAGCCCGGAGCCCAGCGGCGACCCCGCUGACAUCAUCAGGUACGCCAAGGAGUUGGAAUUCUACGGCAUGGUGGCCUUGGCAGCGCUGGAGCUGUUGGCGUUCUGCGGCGGCGUGCUGUCGGUCCUGCGGGCGGCGUCCCGUCUCCGCGGCGACGGCGUGGAUCUCCGUCUCCUCCUGCGAGCGCUGCUGCUGUCGUGCUACGGCAAAGUCCUCCUGGUGCCCGCCGUCAUCUGGGAGCACGACUUCCUGCCGCUCUGCCUCGGCUUCAUCAAACUCUUCGUGCUCACCUCCAACACGCAGGCCGUCCGAGUGAUCCUAAACUGCAGAAGGCGCUUGGCAUUCUGGGCCGUGUGCGUGGGCCUGCUGUCGGAGACGCUCGCGGCGCGGACGUGUCAAACCGUAGCGGCUGCUAUCCAGAAAGGGGCCGUGUUUGAUUGAAACGACUUAAUUUUUGUUGAAAAUUUUUUUAAAAUACUUGUACAAAAGCCGAAUUAUGAUAUUUUGUGUUUUUGUAUUUAAUGAAUGAGCUGAGCGCUGAUUUCAAAUGCAACUUUGAGUGACAUUUACAAAUAAAAGGCCCAUCGUGUC
Messenger RNA from Phyllopteryx taeniolatus (common seadragon), 921 nucleotides. RefSeq names its product ARV1 homolog, fatty acid homeostasis modulator (gene arv1). Gene Ontology annotation, biological process: sterol metabolic process; sphingolipid metabolic process; regulation of plasma membrane sterol distribution. Bases 52 to 771 code for a protein of 239 amino acids. Gene Ontology annotation, cellular component: Golgi apparatus; cortical endoplasmic reticulum. Lineage: Eukaryota; Metazoa; Chordata; Actinopteri; Syngnathiformes; Syngnathidae. The transcript is spliced from 5 exons. The record is from RefSeq and is a predicted model, not a curated record.